Molecule: messenger RNA, 1921 nt
Organism: Nymphaea colorata (pocket water lily)
Lineage: Eukaryota; Viridiplantae; Streptophyta; Magnoliopsida; Nymphaeales; Nymphaeaceae
Product: cytochrome P450 93A3-like
Exons: 2
Coding region: 74-1609 (511 amino acids)
Molecular function (GO): heme binding; iron ion binding; monooxygenase activity
Source: RefSeq, a predicted model, not a curated record
UUUGCCCCUAGAUCUUCUCGUGAUCGUCCGCACACACGAAGCCAGUUUCCGGAAAAAACACACAAGUGCUGCCAUGGAAAUAGCUUAUUCCUUCUGCAACUGGUCUAUCAUUGUCUCUUUCAUCUUCGUCAUUAUCAUUUUUUUCCGGUUCUUGUCCAAUCGAUCCACCUUCAGACUCCCACCUUCUCCACCCUCUCUCCCGAUCUUGGGCCACGCUCACCUCUUACUCGGCAGCACCCCUCACUCUGCAUUGCAAAAGCUUAGCAUUCGAUACGGCCCACUCCUGUAUCUCCGAAUCGGCUCUGUGCCCGUAAUUGUCGCUUCCUCGCCGUCGCAUGCCAGAGAAUUCCUCAAUGUCCAUGGAUCGUCCUUCUCCUCUCGUCCCGGCAUCACCCUAUUGGACACUCUGUGGUACGGCCGUAACAACUUUGCAUUUGCACCUUUGGGGCCGUUAUGGAAAACAAUGAGGAAAACAUGCGUGGUGGAGCUCCUUGGCGGCCGGUCGCUCCGACGCUUCAGCUUCAUUCGGCAGCAGGAGAUCGGCUGCUUCUUACGGGCCAUGAUGGCGAGCGCUGGUGAGCCGGUGGACGUGUCGGCGAAGUUUGGUGAACUAACUGGCAACAUCUUGGUGAGGAUGGCGACGGGGAAGAGGAUAGAGAAGGCAUCACGAGUGCUGGAUUUGAUGCAUGAGGCAUCUGAGAUAGGCGGCCAGUUCUAUCUUGGUGAUUACUUCAAGUUUAUGAGCAGGUGGGAUGUGCAGGGAUACAAGAAAAAGUGCAGAGAUAUUUAUGAAAGACUCGAUGGUCUUAUGGAAGAGGUGGUGAAGGAGCACCAAGGCAGGAGAAUGGAGAAGACGGAGGAGGAUAAAGAUAUCAUCGAUGUUCUUCUGGAGAGCAUGAAAGAAGACAAGGACGAGGGAGGGAUCACCAAGGAGAAUAUCAAGUCCCUUAUUUUGGAUGUGUAUGUUGGAGGCUUUCACACGGCAUCAAUUCCGUUGCAGUUUGGCUUGAUGGAGCUUGUACGUCACCCUUCAGUGUUAUUAAAAGCCCAAGAAGAGAUGGAUUCUGUUGUUGGCAAGAAGAGGCUGGUGGAAGAAAGAGACUUGGCCAACCUUCCUUACCUUGAGGCCAUUGUGAAGGAGACACUGAGGCUGCACCCGCCAGUGCCAAUGGUGCCCAGAGCAAGCACUGAGGAUUGCAGAGUUGGGGAAUAUGACAUCCCAGCCAACACUUGGGUCUUUGUAAAUGUGUGGGCGAUGGGGAAGGACCCUUGCCUUUGGGACAGCCCGUCCGAAUUUCGACCGGAGAGAUUCCUUGGCAGUCCUGUAAACGUCAAGGGAGAGUACUUUGAGUUGCUCCCUUUUGGUAGCGGCCUGAGAAUGUGCCCGGGCUCUGCCCAUGCUCUGCUUGUGUUUCGCACUGUGCUCGCAUGCUUGAUACAAUGCUUCGACUGGGAGGUUGAUGGUGGCCCUAAAAGACUGGACGUGGAGGAAAGAUCCGCUGGCAUGACAGUUUCGAUGGCGAACAAGUUGAUUUGCCGUCCCAUCCCUCGUUUUGAUGCCCUAAUCGUUGAAUAUAAAUCAGCAAAUGAGUCUCUAAACUACAGGUAGACGCUGUUGACAGAUUGAUGCUUAGUCUUCACAUUUCAACCAAGGACGAAGAUCUACCACGAUCGAAUAGAGUACUGCUCAACUAACACUCUAUUGUGCUGGUUCUUAUAAUUAUCUGUUUGCAUGUUUGCUUCAGGAUGAUUGUUUCAAAUCCAGCAAACGGUUUAUGUGUUACAAUCUGUUCCGCGAUGUAUCGUUUAGAAUGUGCUUAUGAUAUAAGUUGCCUCCAUUUGUUUACGUAUAAUAAUGGCAUGUGCCGCUUGUUUGGGUGGUUACAACCAUUUGACUACUUACAAUAAUUACAUGUGACGU